Messenger RNA from Fusarium coffeatum, 6918 nucleotides. RefSeq lists its product as uncharacterized. NCBI's taxonomy places the organism in Eukaryota, Fungi, Ascomycota, Sordariomycetes, Hypocreales, Nectriaceae. The coding region runs from base 1 to 6918 and encodes 2305 amino acids. Gene Ontology annotation, molecular function: catalytic activity. The record is from RefSeq and is a predicted model, not a curated record. The transcript is spliced from 3 exons.
AUGCCAGACCAAGACCACCUCAUCCAAGCAAUCGCAUCAACCCUCUCCAUAUCCCUCUCCGACAUUUUGUUGUUCGACUCCUUCUCCGACCUAGGCGGCGACGAAAUAUCAGCCGAACAAUCAUUUCCUCCCCUUGUUCUCGUCCCCAUGGCAGGUCCAUUCGACGGUCAAACUGUAGCUCUUAUUAAGAUCGGCCAUUCGCCAGACACAAACAUCUUAUCUACCGAGACGACCCAGGCUCAGAUUUCACUCCUGCGCAUGGAAUGUUCUGCUCAAAUUAUUAUUCCUGUUUGUCACGAUCUUAACGACAAAAGGGCCCUGCAAACAUGGGUGCAGAAUAUGGAUUCGGAAACUUACAAGGAGGUCAUGAAACUUCAAAUUCCGGCACGAAGAGAGAGGGUUGUGAGACGGAGGAGUCGAUUGGAUGUUAAGAUGGAUGAGUUGGAGGGUUUUGAACUUUCGCCUAUGCAGAACCUCCUGUUCCAAGGACUUGAUGAUGGGAAGGGUGCUUGGACGAAGAAUGUGGUUCUCAAUGUCCAUAGUGCAGAACCGCUGGAUAUCGACGCUGCCAUCGAAGCAAUCGUCUCAAGACACGACAUGCUCCGCGUGCGCUUUCGCCAAAAGGACUCAUCAUGGGAACAAUGCAUUUAUCCCAAAUCGGCAAAUUCUUAUCAUCUUACACAUCACGUCGAUGUAUCCGACGAAGAAAUCCCUUCACUCAUACACGACCUACAUUCCAGCAUCACCAUCGAAGGACCGACCUUUGCAGCAAUGCACAUCCACAACAAACUCUACCUCGCAGCGCACCAUCUAGCGCUGGACGAUGUGAGUUGGAAACUUGUUAUUGACGAUCUGGAUGAGUUGCUCCAGAAGGGAACGCUUUUGUCGGAGGCGAGUGUGAGCUUCAAGUAUUGGACCAGAAAGCAGAGUCGACAUAUGGAUCAGAGGUUGUUUAAGCCGACAUUGCCUUUUGAAGUUUACUGUGCGGAUUUGGAGUACUGGAAUCUCACACAGACUGACAACACUUUUGGGAAUUCGAGGAGGGUGUCGUUUGAACUCUCACCCGAGGAAGCAGCUUCCCUAGAAACGUCCGCCCAGCAGGUUUUGAGGACUGAUGCGUCAGAUGUCUUUCUAGCUGCACUGCUACUGUCAUUCACUCAGAUCUUUCCAGAGAGAACCCUACCCACGUUAUGGAAGAAGGAGAAUGGCCGAGACUUGGACGACGAUUUCAACAUUGCCGAAACAGCGGGAUGGUUCGCUUCACUAUGUCCGAUUGGAGUCGAGAUUGAUUCAGAGAUGGAUCUGAUUCACGUCAUUACUUUGAUCAAAGAUACACGACGAACAAUUCCAAGAUCUGGCAUUCCGUUCUUUACGGCUGAGUUUGCGACGUUGGAAAGCGCAGCAGAGAAUCUACCGCUGGAGGUUAUCUUCAAGACAACCGAGACGCUGCAGCGACAAAAUGGGUUGCUGCAACCUGUUACGCCUCUUGAGAGCAAUGCAAGUUCGGAGAUCAAAAGGAUUGCCUUGUUUGAGGUUGAGGCUGGCGUGGAUAGGAUUGAUGUUGUCUACCCAAGCACAUGUCGCCAUCAAGAAAAGAUCCAAUCUUGGAUCACUUGUUUCGAGACUCACGCUCACUCAGCUAUCACACAGUUACAAAACUGCGAAGCACAACUCACACUCUCCGACAUCCCCCUCAUCCAAACAUCCUACGCAUCCCUAACCCGUCUCUCCCCAGACCAACGAACAGCCAUCCAAACAAUCCUACCCACAACGCCCUCCCAGCAAGAAAUCCUCAUCGCACAGUCUAUCCAUCCAGAGUCUUUCUACAAUCACGUCGUGUACGAAAUGACUGCGCUGCAAUUGCCGGUUGAUACAACACGGUUAUGUGAAGCGUGGGAAACUAUCGUAGCGAAUACUCCUGCUUUACGGAGUGUGUUUAUUGAUGCUGUUAGUAGAGAGGGGUUGUUUGAUCAGGCUGUUCUUAAGAAAGUCUCGCCGACUAUUCUUUUUAUUGAAACAGAGAAUUCGGAUGAGGCUGUUAGGACGUUACCUGCAUUGAUUGGAGAUGUUAAACAUCGGUUGGCGGUGUGUUAUAACCCUGGAAGAAUGGUUGUUAGACUCGAUGCUAGUCAAGCACUCUGCGACUUACCGAGUCUUAAUCUCUUGAUAGCAGAACUAACACGCGUCUUCUCCUCCCAAAAUCCGACCGACACAUCAACUCUUCAAAACACAUAUCUGCACCAAAUACUCUCCAUCGACACAGCCUACACUCUCGAAGUAUGGAAAACAGGUCUCUCAUCCGCAAAACCAUGUCUCUUUCCCAAACUAUCUCCUCAGUCCUGUUCUACAUCAUUCGACUUUUCCAUCUCACACUCUCAGCUCGAAAACUUCUGUGAAGAGAACUCUGUUGAGCCAGAAGCUGUGUUCCAACUAUCCUGGGCUCUUGUUCUUAGAGCGUUUGUAGGUAAAGAGAGUGUAGGCUUCGGCUAUCAAUUCAACGGCCGCGAUGAAUCCCUUCUCUGCGGUAUUGAAUCUCUUGUGGGAAGUUUCGCAACAUUACUUCCCUGUUUCGCAGAUCUUCCUCCCGCACAACCAUUAAGAGAAUGCUUAUCUCUUAUCAGCGAAGCAUUCACCAAUGCAAGCAAGCACGAUAACAUCACUCUCUCCGAAGUCAGUCAUGCGCUAGGACUAAGAGAAAAGACACUUUUCAACACUUGUCUUUACUACCAAACCCCUUCAAAGUUGGAUGUGGGUGAUGAACUUACGCCUAGCUUAGUCACGGCUGGGAGAAAGACGGAUUGCGAUGUUAGUCUUACGCUCAUGUUCGUGGAUGAGAUGCUCAGGGGAGACUUGACGGCUUAUCUCGAUGAGAGUCAAGCUGGUAGUGUGAUGUCUUGCUUCCAAGCAGCACUAUCCCACAUCUUAAGCACACCAGACAAACUCAUCUCCGAAACAGAUCUUCUCACAGAAGAAGCUUACUCAACCCUCAUCCAAAACUGGAACACAUCCCAACCCCAAAUAACCGCCUGUCUACACGAAGUAAUUCUUCAACACAGUUUCACCCGUCCAAAUGCAGCCGCAGUAUGUUCCUGGGAUGGCGACAUAACAUACCUCCAACUCACAACCCUCGUCCAACGCCUCAAACAAUAUCUCGUUAACAUAGGCGUUGGGCCAGGUAUGGUUGUUCCCUGCGUGUUAGAAAAGAACCAUUGGGCUCCUGUGAUGAUACUGGCUGUUCUUUCAGCUGGUGCAGCGUUUGUACCAUUGGAUGCUCAGGAUCCUGCGAGUGUGAAGAGUACGAUUGACUAUCUCACUCCCCAUGUUGUGUUGGCUACGGAGAGUGCUUAUAGGGAUUUGAGUACCCUUGCGAUCAAUCUGGUUAUUAUUAACGAUACUUUCUUUACUAUGCUUACGCCGUACGUUGCGAGAAUUGGACAGGAUGCUACGCCUGAUCAUGCAGCGUGUAUCUUUGUCACACCAAAGAAGUCAAGAAGUAUAUUCUUCAGUCACGCUUCUUUACUUUCUACUUUCAUCGCCCAAAGUACACCCUUCAAACUCACAUCCGAAUCUCGCGUUCUCCAACUCUCAGCCUUCAACGUCGACAUCUCCCUCGUCGAAAUCCUAGGAACUCUUACCCACGGCGGCUGUGUCUGCAUUCCUCAUCCUCACGACAGAGCCCACGAUAUAGCUGGUGCAAUUGCCCGCAUGGACGUAACAUGGUCAUACAUGACCAGCGUUCUCGCCCGCAAGAUAAACCCCGAUGCCGUUCCUAGCCUCAAGACAUUAUGUUUUCGAACGAGGAGGUUGGAUGAGGAUACGUAUGGUCCUUGGGUUGAAGACCAUGAUGUUCUUGUUGCGUACGGUGCACCUGAUAUUUGUCCCCUUGGUAUUUCUGUGACAGAAGUUACCAAGCAUGGUGAUUUGAGCAUCAUCCCACAGCCGAUAACAGGCAGAUUCUGGAUUUUGAAUCCUGAUAAUCCUAGAAAACUCAUGCCCAGCGGCACAAUCGGCGAGCUCGCUAUUGAUGCUCCUCUCAUAACACCCCAUCGUUUCGCACUCGACAAACCACUUAUAGCACCUGAUCCAACAUCCCCCUCCAAACCACGAUACUUGAAAACAGGUCAUCGCGUCCGCUACUUAUCUUCCGGAAACGUUCAAUUCCUCUCCAGUGUACGAGACGAAGUCAAAGUCUGCGGCUCAAACGUCGACGUUGCACAAGUCGAACAAGUACUCCGCCGAAGCCUCGGCUUUGACUGCGUCGUUGAUUCCGUGACUACACAAGAUUCAGGACCUUUACUCGCUGCAUUCCUAGAAAUGGGAUGUGAGUCUCUUCACAAUUUAAGCGCUGAGACGAAAGAAAAGACGUAUCUCGCUAAGAAAAUGUUUGAAACGGCUCUUGAGAAUAUGAAUCCUAGAGAUCGUCUUCCUCAAUAUGCUAUACCUUCUCUUUUCAUUCCUAUCAAGGCCUUUCCCAUGUCAACAUCUCUCAAAGUGAACCGGAGAAAACUGCAACGCAUGAUAUCUGACUUUUCUACGCAUGACAUUCUUCAUAUGUCGCACGCUUCAAAUCCCAGGGUUAUCCUCGCUCAGAAACCCCUUCCUCUUACUGGCCCUGAAGAAGCGAUGAGGGAAUAUUGGGCAGAUGUUCUCAACAUCUCCAUCAGCGCAAUCAAAGGGUCAAGUACAUUCUUUUCGUUAGGAGGAAACAAACAUCUCGCAGCCAAACUCGUUGUGGCGUGUCGAAAAGACGGUGUUUCUUUGUCAUUAACAGAUCUGCUGAGUGAAGCAUCCCUCACAGAGUUAUGCCGCUCUCACAAACCAACAAAGAUCAAAACCCGUCCCGCCAAAAAUCUCGACAUGUCUUUCGUCAAGAACAUCAUAUCACCCGCUCUCCACUGCUCAUCCCCAGACGUCCUCGACUUCGCAGAAGCAUCCCACCAACAAAUCCACGCCCUCGAACUCAGCAUGUACAAAACCCGCGCAGACAUCCUCAACAUAGCCCUCCGCUUCAACGGCCCCGUCGACCCAACCCGUUUAGAAAACGCUUGCAAGAAUUUAUCCAAAAUGCAUGCUAUUCUUAAUAUCGCUUUUGUAGCGAGGGGGCAUAAGGUUUAUCAAGUUCACUGUGCUUCUACAUCGCCUCCAUUUCUGAAUAUUUCUUGUCCUGCUGGUGCGUUGGAUGAUGCUACGCAGAACGUUGUACGGGAGAAUCAGAACUUAGCAUUUGACAUGGGCGUUUGCGUUACGAAAUUCACCUUCUUGAAUGGUGAUACACAAGGAUCUUUGGUCAUUCGUCUCAGCAAGACUCAAAUCGAUGAAGCCUCCGCCCAUCUCCUCAUCCACGAUCUUGCAUCGCUCUACGACGGCGAUGCCCACGAGCCCGGGUCUUCUUACUUGGACUAUAUUCGUGCUUCGAAGAGUUCUUAUCAAGAAGGCCUAGAAUACUGGAACGUCCAACUCGACAAUGCAAAAAUGACCAAAAUCCUCUCGUCAACACGACCAACGCCUCCAGCUUCAGUCUCCGAAAUACGAACCCUCAAACAGACUGUUUCGCUGGGUCAUUUAGCAGCAUACGGGAUGACACCAGACAUUGCUUUAAAAGCAGCUUGGGCUACUGUUCUUUCUACAAUCUCGAGUACACACGAUGUUCUCUUCGGGGAAGUAAUCCAACAUACCUCUCCAAUCGGACCUUCGAGCAACACACUCCCUGUACGGGUUCAGUUUCCUUCAAAGCAUAGUACACCACUCGAUCUGAUGAACUGCAUACACUUGCAACGCCAAAGUCACGAUGCUUAUUCGAACAUUGGUAUUCAAGACCUCGUUACAAAAUGCACACCCUGGCGCUCCUGUACUACCUUCAGCACAGUCGUGCAGCACUACGAGCCCAACUCCCUAGAUGGCACAUCAACCAUGAACAUCCACGGCGCAACAUUUACAUAUCGACUGAUAGAAUCAUGGACAAAGGACUUUCCAGAUCUCUUCAUCCGUUCAACACCAACCUCUACCGACAACAUAACCCUCGAGAUUAAAUUCUCAGAAGCAAGGGUUGAACAUUCAUUCGUACAAGAUUGUCUAAGUCUUCUCAUCGCAGCUUGGGAAACAGUUACACACCCCGACACAAUCCAUCAACCCAUGAUUCAAUCUUCUGAAGAAAUAUCUCGUUCGGAUUGCAUCAUUCCGUUUCCUUCAAAGGACGUCUUUGCGACCUCUGUUGAAAUGGACGCUACACAGCGCAGAGAAGUACAGGAGUCUAUUGUUGGUAUUUGGAACAAAGUCAUUGUUCCUAGUCCUUCAAUUCCUGCGGAAAAGUUACCGAGUAUGCCGUUCUACGCACUUACGCAGACUCUUCUUCCAGCACAUGCUCUCACGGCUGAGAUGAACAGUGUAUUCUCUACCAAUCUGAGUGUGGAAGACAUUCUUGCGCAUCCAAGCAUGAAUGCCCAAUUGGACUUGAUCUCGAACACCAUUCCUCUCAAACCCAUCCUCGAAUUCCUGCCGCCACCAAAACAGUCAACUCUGAGGGCUAGUCUACGCAGCUUUAAAAACAGGAAUAGUAUGUUGAGUUUGAAGAAUACAUGGUCGCGAAGCAAACAGUCGGAAACAAUCCCAGAGGAUAUGCCCUCCCCCAUCCCCACGAUUGUCAUUCCGGAGAUUGGAUCGUCUGAUACACCUGAGAGUAUAAGCCAUCAUUUGGUGGAACUAGAUGCUGGGCCUGUUGAUCGACGUAGUGGACCUGAAUAUCUCGACAGACGAGGUAGUGCACCGGGAUCUGAGCAGCUUGAUCGAAGAAGUAGUGGCGGUUCAUCAAGAAGGACUCCCGACUCAAUUGCUUUUAGCCCUACGGUGGACAAAAGGCGAGUUUCUACAUGGGGAAGUAUGUUUGAGCGAAGAGGGUCAUCACCACUCAGCCGCAAAUGA